This is a messenger RNA of Orbilia oligospora ATCC 24927, 732 nucleotides long. RefSeq lists its product as uncharacterized. The transcript has 3 exons. Lineage: Eukaryota; Fungi; Ascomycota; Orbiliomycetes; Orbiliales; Orbiliaceae. The coding region runs from base 1 to 732 and encodes 243 amino acids. The record is from RefSeq and is a predicted model, not a curated record.
AUGCCCCCUCCACCCCCUCGGCGAUACAGGCUUACUGUAAUACUAGACAAGCAUGUACUCACGCUCAAUGCUCAGAACACACUUGUGAUAGCCCGCAAGGUGAAUGGAACGGCAAAUGUCGCAUUCGCAGUUGGCUAUUUGCAACCAGAGCAUGGGAAACCACAAUUGUUACACAGCACAUCUUUCGAAUGGGAAGAUAAAUAUCGGGUUUUUUUACUAUCACUCCCUGAAGGUCUAGCAUCUUUGGGCAAAUCGAGUGCGACAACAAACGCUGUGGAUAUAUCAUUUGGAGAAAUUACUGAGUACAAGGACGGCACGCUCCUCGAGGCGCACAAGGCUGAUACAACAUAUUGGGCUACAGAUGGGAAAAAGUCUUUUGCAAUCUAUAAUAGUCCACAGACAUUCCAUUUGGGUGUACAACAACUUACUACCAAGAAUCAUUUUACCCCAAUAUUUGUCGAUCCGUUUACCGCUAGUCUUAAUGGAACAACAGAAGUUACUUUAAAUGAUGAAUACCUCUUAUACUGGGGCUCUCAGACGGUAGUGGGGCAGUCUGUACAGGUAGAAGAGAGCGUGUCAUUUCCUGUAGUCUUCGAACCUGGAGUUCAUGAUAGGAUCGUACGAUUUGGUUACAAAGAGCCCGACCAGCCGAAGGAUGCUAGUGAAAGCUUUAGUUGGUAUAAUGGCGCUGGUACACCAGACGAACCUACCUUUAUACUCUCGAAGAUCUAA